Messenger RNA from Hyaloscypha bicolor E, 1095 nucleotides. RefSeq lists its product as uncharacterized. Bases 249 to 851 code for a protein of 200 amino acids. Lineage: Eukaryota; Fungi; Ascomycota; Leotiomycetes; Helotiales; Hyaloscyphaceae. The record is from RefSeq and is a predicted model, not a curated record. Gene Ontology annotation, molecular function: DNA-binding transcription factor activity, RNA polymerase II-specific; zinc ion binding. The transcript has 2 exons. Gene Ontology annotation, biological process: regulation of DNA-templated transcription.
CGUUCUUUGCGCGAGCCUUACGCCAGACUCAUUUCGCUCAUUCGUGAUCCAAAAUGAUCCCAUCCUGAUUGGCUAAGAUCAGAACAGCACCGCCGACGAUGAAUGAUCUCUUUAACUCAGAGUGCUAUUGAACGUAACAUAUUCCGGUUGAUCUCGUAUAACAAUAUAAUGAGCUUGUCAAUUUCAAGGCCGAACAAUUGUGCCUUCGUCAUUUAAAUGCCCUUUGUUUUCCUCAAGAGCUUUCCACCAUGUCUAACCGUGUUGUUAAAUCCAAAGGGGGACAGUCCAAGAAAACUCAAGAUCGCCACUCUCUCUACGAAUACAUUUGUCUCAACGGUGUUGAGAUGCCGGCAUGUUCUCGUUGUCGUGAGAAGAGUCUUGCUUGCAAGCUGUCCGACAAAUCAGAGCGCUGCGGCGAAUGUGUCCGCGCAGGGGUUACUUGCGAUGCUGACGGGUUCUCUGCUAUAGCCUUAUCUCGGAUUUCUCGGGAGAAGUCACGCCUGGAGUCUGAAGAGGAGGCUGCGUGGGACGAGAUGGUUACAUUACAAGCAAAACUUGCUCGGCUGAGAAAGCAGAAGCGCUUGUUGGAGCGGAGGGGUGUCGAGAUGGUUCGUCGUGGAUUGGAGAACUUGGAUGAGCUGGAAAAGGAGGAUCGUCGCGCCGAGGGAGGCAGGCUAGCCAUGGGACCCACCCAAGCCGGAGAACAAGAUUUCGUUUGGGAUUUCUCACAGAUCACGGACCUAGAUGUCUCAGGCCCCUACAGCGCAGGACAUGAACAGCAGGGAAUGGGCCACAGUCUCGAGUACUUCGGAGAUGUCGCGCAGCUUCGCAUUGAGCACGGCGCAGGAUAGGAUGGAAUGGGGAGAUUGGCUUUGUACUAGGAUUUUGUUCGGUUUCCAGUCAUAAAUUUUUACUUUAGUAGUCUUUCAUUGGUUGUUGAUGGCUAUGGGACUCUUGCCUUUGGUCAGGUCAUAGUAGGUAUGAUGCGGGCGGUUGCGAAAAGGUAAGGCAGUUGGAGAGAGGUAUGAGGAGGGUCGAGGUGGUUGCAAAGGGAAGGGCCCCUUUAGCGCGACGUCAAGUCCGACUAUUAGUGCG